This is a messenger RNA of Coccidioides posadasii C735 delta SOWgp, 1218 nucleotides long. RefSeq lists its product as uncharacterized. The record is from RefSeq and is a predicted model, not a curated record. Gene Ontology annotation, cellular component: SNARE complex; endomembrane system; membrane. Lineage: Eukaryota; Fungi; Ascomycota; Eurotiomycetes; Onygenales; Onygenaceae. Gene Ontology annotation, biological process: vesicle-mediated transport; intracellular protein transport; vesicle fusion. Gene Ontology annotation, molecular function: SNARE binding; SNAP receptor activity.
AUGUGGCGGGACCGCACAAACCUUUACAUCUCCUACCGACAAUCCUUCGCUCACCACCCGGCCAAAAAGCCCCGGUAUUUUACCAGCUCAUGGAACGAUGACACCUCCGAAGAGCGUCGCGUUCUCAUCUCGGGCGCCGGCGACGGCUUCGAGGAUGACGGCGACGCAAUCAUAGAGAUGGAUCUUUUACCUCCGCGCUGGCUGGACGUCCAGGACGAAGUGACAGACCUCCUCCGGGACAUUGCGCAGAAGUCCACUCAACUUGACAAACUGCACCAGAAGCAUGUAUUACCGAGCUUUGGGGACGAAGAUGUUCGAAAAGAGGAGGAAGGCGUGAUAGAGCGGUUGACACAGGAGAUUACGAGGACGUUUCAUGAUUGUCAGCGGAAUAUCCAGAAGAUUGAGAUGAUGGUGCGGGAUGCGCGGCAAACGGGGAACGUGAGCCGCGGAGAAGAGACGAUGGCGAAGAAUUUACAGAUUUCGCUGGCUGCGAGGGUGCAAGAGGCGAGUGCUGGAUUUAGGAAGAAGCAAAGCACUUAUCUGAAAAAACUCCGUGGCCUUGAUGACCUCUCCUCCCCGCUCGAGCGCUCUUCUACUCCGAUUCUCCAACAGCAGAACCCCUACUCAGACCCUUCCCUCCUCGAAUCCGACGCCGACAAGUCCUACUCGCAAUCCACCCUCCUCCAAACCUCCCAGCAACAGCGCCAACUCGGCCGAAGCGCCAACGAUGCUGCAAUUCUCCAACGAGAGCGAGAAAUCAACGAUAUCGCAAAAGGAAUCAUUGAACUAUCGGAUAUAUUCCGCGAUCUCCAAACCAUGAUCAUCGACCAGGGCACAAUGCUUGAUCGCAUAGACUACAACGUCGAGCGAAUGACGGUAGAUGUAAAAGCUGCUGAUAGAGAGCUCACAGUGGCCACCGGAUACCAAAAGCGAACCACAAAGCGCAAGAUCCUCUUACUCCUUCUCCUUCUAGUCGUAGGCAUGUUCAUUCUCCUCCUCGUCAAACCAAAGCGUAACAAUUCAGCACCCCAAUCCCCGCCAUCACCAAAUACUCCCCCAGGUAACGCCCAAGACAUAGGACUUCGUGCAUCGGCGCGUGGAGCAUUGCAUGGGCGACGUGGGAGAAGGAAGCUAUCCUUGAGAACGAGGUCUGCUGAUGAUGCCGUGAAUCGUUUUCUACAAAAUGUCUGGCAUGAUCCACCUUUACCUACAAUCUAA